Messenger RNA from Zea mays, 1689 nucleotides. RefSeq lists its product as uncharacterized. Bases 179 to 1435 code for a protein of 418 amino acids. The record is from RefSeq and is marked validated. NCBI's taxonomy places the organism in Eukaryota, Viridiplantae, Streptophyta, Magnoliopsida, Poales, Poaceae. The transcript has 11 exons. Gene Ontology annotation, molecular function: hydrolase activity.
CAAAAUGAGCGUCCAAUUGAAAUACAUAAUCUCCCAUGCAAAAAAGUUGAAAACAUGAAUCAAAGGAAAAUGAGACGAGGAAGGUGGGGGUGCCGGAUGUAUCGGACCGGAGAAAUGGGCCAGAUACGGUGCAGAACUGCAGAUGCAGGCCGUCAAAUAAUGAGUUUCGAAAGCGAUAAUGGUCCCACCCACCCAUCCACCCGCACGCCCAGGAGGUGGACCUACCAAUCAUCACUGUCCCUGUUCUCUUCCAGCGGCGCGGGGGAUAGCUCGCCGGAGUCCGGAGUCGCCGCUGCCAGUCCACAGCCCCACCGUCUGCUUCACCUCGCCCGUCAUGUCUGCUGCCGCAGCAGCUGCAGCUGCCGCUCGGUGCGUCCCUCUCCGGGUGUCCUCGCCGGAGACCGCGAAGUCCGCCGCUUCCAUUCCCACCUCCUCGGCCGCCUCUGCGUCUGCUCCCCUCCGCGCCGCCGUCGCCGCGGGACCCGGCCGCCGGCUUCCGGCGCCGCCGUUCCGGUGCUCCUCAUCGUCGCCGGAGAACUCUGCCCCGCGCGAUCUUGGAUUGCUUCUGGAGGUGGAAGGAGUUCUUGCAGAUGUCUACCGUUUUGGCAAUCGCCAAGCUUUCAAUGUAGCAUUUCGAAGCCUCGGACUAGAUUGUGCAAAUUGGACAGAGCCAAUAUAUGCUGAUUUGGUGAGGAAAGCUUGUGGUGAUGAGGAAAGGAUGCUGGCAUUAUUCUUUGACAGGAUUGGCUGGCCUACAUCUUUGCCAACUAGUGAGAAAGGAUCAUUUAUAAAAAGUGUUCUUCGUGAGAAGCUGAAAGCUUUGGAAGAGUUCUCAGCUUCUGAUAGCUUACCACUACGGCCUGGAGUGGAAAAGUUCAUUGACGAUGCACUUGGUGAAGGUGUUCCUUUGGCCAUAUUGGCUGCAUAUGGGAGAAAUGGAGAAAAGAUUUCAAGAUCUAUAGCUAUGAAGUUAGGUCCCGAAAGAAUCUCAAAAAUAAAGAUUGUUGGAAACGUUGAGGUUGAAGAAAGCUUUUAUGGGCAACUUGUUCUUGGUAAAGGAGUCACAUCCGGUUUGGAUGAGCAACUUGUCAGGGAAGCCCAGAAGGCUGCUUCUGCAGAGAAGCAGAGGAUUGCAGAAAAGGUUGCAUCGAUCCUAAAACUUAGUGUUGACAUCACAGCAUCCGAAAGCUCUGACAAGGUAAUAGCUGCUCUCCGAGCUGGUUCAGAAUACGUUGGGUGCGACGUGCAAAGCUGCAUCCUUGUUGCGGGCAGCCAAUCUGGUGUCCUUGCAGCCGAACGCAUUGGCAUGCCAUGCAUAGUUGUUCGAAGCAGCUUUACCGCAAGAGCCGAAUUUCACUCCGCGAAGGCCGUUAUGGAUGGAUUCGGCGACACAGACUUGACCGUUUCGAAACUGCUGAGCAAAAAGUGGUUUUGAUUGUCUGUCACCUGUGGAAACGAAGGGUUGGAUUGGAGGCUGUUGUGAUUUAUGAACCUGUAAAUGAUUCAGUGCUAACCGGAGCAAACCUUUGUAUAAACAAGAGGUGUUGCUGAUUAAAGUUAAUGAGUAACAAACUGAAAGAAUAAAUUCAGGUGGCGCCAUCGUGUGCUUCUGGUUAUCAGUAAUCUGCCUCUAUCAAGUGCCAUGCAUGUUUUGAUGUGGAGACAAUGAAAUAAAUAGGUCAUUAUAGC